Molecule: messenger RNA, 2229 nt
Organism: Ustilaginoidea virens
Lineage: Eukaryota; Fungi; Ascomycota; Sordariomycetes; Hypocreales; Clavicipitaceae
Exons: 3
Coding region: 1-2229 (742 amino acids)
Biological process (GO): regulation of transcription by RNA polymerase II
Cellular component (GO): nucleus
Molecular function (GO): RNA polymerase II cis-regulatory region sequence-specific DNA binding; DNA-binding transcription factor activity, RNA polymerase II-specific
Source: RefSeq, a predicted model, not a curated record
AUGGAAGGCCCGCACAUGACCUUGGACGGCCAGAUGGACACAAGCAGCCGCAUUGCAAACGAUGAAAUGCCCGACCUUCACAUUGACUUCGACACUCUGCUCGCCUCGGAGCAUGCCUGCGCCUCGGGUCUUGGACCCUUUGAGCCCUGUAUCCACCAAGACUCUUCUUGCCUGCAUUUCACACAGUCUCAAAAACUGCAAGAGAAGCUUCAACCACCAGCCAAUCCUGCGGCACCUUUUGCUCGCCGCCAGCGGCAGACCAAGCCUGGGAAACCCCGUAGGAGAAAAAGUCGGACGGAAGGCUCACCGCCCAACAUGAUGCAGUCGCAGGAUUAUUCGUGGGACCACAUCUUCAAUGACAUGUCCGUGGCUGGCUGCGACUUUCACGGAGCCGGCGACUGGAGCUAUUGCAAAGACGAUGACUGCGUCUCCAUGUCUUGCAGCUCCGCAUGCGAGGGCGGCUGCCCGAGCCAGUGCGGCGAAGCUGGUCUUGCAGUCUGCUGCGACGACGACGCCUGCGGCACCCCCCAGCUCUGUGUUGAUGAGCAUUGUCAAGGGGCAGCUGAGCCUUGCAUGGACGAGAAUUGCGUCAUGGACCCUUCCAUGAAUCUUCAGAAACGCCCCAGUGCCUCGGUCAUCACGGAUGGCGACAAGGCAGCUGCCGUGGCGCUGGCUUCCUUUGGCGACAACCAACCGCCGCCGCCGCCGCCGCCGCCGCACCUGAUGCCGAGUCUGUACAUGCAGCAGCUUCAUCCACCCGCAACGAAUGCGUCCGGAGAUGGGAACCUGAGCUUCAUGGACCUGCCCUUCAGCAUGCCGUGUGGCAGCCUUUCCAUGGACUCGAUUCUUUCGACCGUGAAUGGUUCACCAAGUCUCCCGAAUCAGCCCUUUCACAUGGCUUUCGAGUUUGCUCUAGCCAGUCAUAUCAUGCAAUAUCACGACCCGGCCCAUGGACUUGCCAACCACGGAUCAUGCGUCGCCAACGAUCCCAGCCAGUUGAUCGCCAAGUGCACCUUGCCGAAAUACGACCCCAACGACUUGGCAAACACCGACCCGUUCCUCCCCCAGUUGCAGGCCAGUGAAUGUGGUUUCCAAAUACAAGAUCCAAGCGAGUUUGCUCAUCACAUUUUUCAACAACACGGACCCAAUCUGACGAUGCACGCUCACCAGGCUGGGUUGCAGGGUUUGCUUCAUCCCCCGGACCAUUCAGCUCCCCACCACCAACAUCAUCACGUCGGUCUUGGUCCUUUCCACUACGGUAGCGCAUGCAGCGCAAAGGAUUUCUCCCCAGCAAUGUCGCCGCUGACGAACCUGUCCGUGGGGCCUUCACUGUCCGCGACGCCUGCGUCCCUGCCUACUCCUUCCCCUCCAGGUUCCGAGCCGUCACUAACGGACCACGAAGCCUUCCCGCCGAUCAAGCCGGUAAGCCCAACAAGCGUGGCUCAACCACAGGUGCUGGGGGAAGAGGACCCGCUCCUCUGCCGUUGGGUGACUGGGAAUAACAACGCCAUUUGUGGUCGGCGAUUCGAGAAUGAUGAGCAGUUGCAGAAGCAUUGCAAACAUGACCAUUUGAAGCAGUUGAAGAAGAUGGGCGGUGGUUUCAGGUGCGGUUGGGCCAGCUGCACCCGCGACACUUGCUUUACACAGCGCAGCAAAGUUGAGCGCCACAUGCAAGUUCACACUGGAUACAAGCCCGUGCAGUGCAACAUAUGCGGUGCAGCUCUCUCGGCAAAGCAGGCCCUAGACCAGCACAUGAGGAUUCACACAGGCGAAACCCCAUGGGUUUGCAAAUUUCCCGGAUGCGGCUGCGCCUUCAAGCAGCAGAGUGCUCUUACAAUGCACGAGCGUACACAUACCGGUGACAAGCCAUUGGAAUGCGAGAUAUGCGGCAAGCGAUUCAGCGAGUCGUCGAACCUGUCCAAACACCGACGGACACAUAACGUCAAGGGCGUGCAUGAGUGCCAGCUCUGCGGAAAGGAUUUUCACAGACUGGAUCAACUGCGUCGUCACAUGGGGACCAACCAUAAAGACCGGCCUGCCGAAGUUGAUGCGCUUCUGAGCGAGGCCAAGAGCAGGAUCAAGGCUUACAAGGUUGCCAAGGUGAAAAGGGUCAAGUUGACCAAAGCAAGAGAUGCCAAAUUGAAGCAAGAACCGUUGCUGGAUUUGGAGCAAGAUGGCGGUGUGGACAUGAUUGAAGAGUCAAUCCAUGCCGUUGCCAUUGGAUCAUGA